This is a messenger RNA of Merops nubicus (carmine bee-eater), 858 nucleotides long. It is a transcript of the gene EXOSC7, whose product is annotated as exosome component 7. The record is from RefSeq and is a predicted model, not a curated record. Gene Ontology annotation, biological process: exonucleolytic trimming to generate mature 3'-end of 5.8S rRNA from tricistronic rRNA transcript (SSU-rRNA, 5.8S rRNA, LSU-rRNA); TRAMP-dependent tRNA surveillance pathway; U5 snRNA 3'-end processing. Gene Ontology annotation, cellular component: cytoplasmic exosome (RNase complex); nuclear exosome (RNase complex). The transcript is spliced from 7 exons. Lineage: Eukaryota; Metazoa; Chordata; Aves; Coraciiformes; Meropidae. The annotation marks the transcript as partial.
GAGGACCUUCGUGUGGAUGGCCGUGGCUGUGAAGACUACAGAUGUGCAGAAGUAGAAACAGAUGUUGUGUCUAACACGAGUGGGUCUGCGAGAGUAAAGCUGGGACACACUGAUAUCCUGGUAGGUGUAAAAGCAGAACUGGGGACACCGAAGUUAGAGAAACCAGACGAAGGUUACCUGGAAUUCUUUGUGGAUUGUUCUGCCAAUGCUACUCCUGAAUUUGAAGGCCGGGGAGGAGAAGAACUUGGCACAGAGAUAGCAAAUACACUCUACAGAGUAUUCAGCAGCAAGGGCAACUUGGACUUGAAAUCACUCUGUAUUAAUCCCAGAGAGCAUUGCUGGGUUCUCUAUGUUGAUGUACUGUUACUGGAAUGUGGUGGGAACCUCUUUGAUGCAAUCUCUAUCGCAGUGAAGGCAGCUCUCUUUAACACAAGGAUCCCCAGGGUGCGUGUGUUGGAGGUGGAAGGCUCCAAGGAGAUCGAGCUCUCUGACGACCCCUACGACUGCAUCCGCCUGGGCGUGGCUGACGUGCCCUGCAUUGUCACACUCAGCAAAAUUGGAUACAGGCAUGUGGUGGAUGCCACCCUUCAGGAAGAAGCCUGUUCUUUGGCCAGCCUGCUUAUUUCUGUGACCAGUAAAGGUGCCCUCACUUCUGUGAAGAAAGUGGGCAAAGGCAGCCUGGAUCCUGAGAGUAUUUUUGAAAUGAUGGAGACAGGAAAAAGAGUAGGGAAGUCACUGCAUGUAGCCCUGCAGAAGGUUCUGGAUGAAGAAGAGAGUCUGGGGACCUCACGGCAGAAAGUUGGAUUUCUAGGAUGAGUUUUUAUUAAAUGUUCAAAACUGUUUUUAAUUGAUUGUGCA